Molecule: messenger RNA, 645 nt
Organism: Rhizoctonia solani
Lineage: Eukaryota; Fungi; Basidiomycota; Agaricomycetes; Cantharellales; Ceratobasidiaceae
Product: glutathione S-transferase
Exons: 5
Coding region: 1-645 (214 amino acids)
Cellular component (GO): cytoplasm
Molecular function (GO): glutathione binding; glutathione transferase activity
Source: RefSeq, a predicted model, not a curated record
AUGGUCACUGUCACGAUUCACGGAGUUGCAAUGUCCACAUGCACUCAACGUGUAACCGCCACCUGCAACGAGCUUGGGAUCAAUUACGAGAUUAAAACAAUUGACUUUGCUGCAAAGGAACACAAGAGUGCAGAUUAUAUUGCAACCAAGCAGCCUUUUGGAGCCAUUCCAGUGCUAGUGGAUGAAGAUGGCACCCAGCUCUUUGAGUCUCGUGCCAUUGCGCGGUACCUUGUCGCCAAGUAUGGGAAGGACUCGGGACUAGCACCUAACCAGAGCGAUUUGAAAGCGUACGGCCAGUUCGAGCAGGCAGCGAGUAUUGAAUACUCCAGUUUCGACCCUUGUGCUGCACCACUGGUAUUCGAACGUGUCUUCUCUAAAAUGUUUGGCGGCCAGCCCAAUGAGGAACUCGCUCAAAAAUAUACUACUUCGUUGAAUGCUAAGUUAGAGGGCUACGAAAGGAUCCUCUCUACGCAAAAAUAUCUUGCAGGCAACACCUUCACCCUCGCCGACCUUUUCCACCUACCUUAUGGAAGCCACGUCAAUCAAAUCGAUCCUACUAUCCUUGGAUCCAAGCCAAACGUGAAGAGAUGGUGGGAUGAAAUUAGCUCCCGCCCUUCAUGGAAGGCUGCAUCAGCACAACACUAG